CGGUUACUCAAAUGUGAAGACGAAACGCCGACGGAAGUGUUGCUCAGUUUUCCGUUGUUCAAUAGAAAGAAAAUAUUCCGGUAAAACAGAAAAUACACCCAGUCUCGGUGGAAGCGAUGGCUGGACCUGUCAGUUUGGAGCUGGAUCCCAUCUUCCUAAAAGGACUGAGUUAUCUACAUUCCAAGAGCAAAGAUUCAGCUGAGAAGCUCAAAGCUCUACUUGAUGAGUCCCUUGCUAGAGGCAGCGAUUCCUCUUAUCGCUCUUCACAAAAAGAGGUGGAAGUGUCAAAGGCAUCCGUGUCAAAGCUGAGUUUAAGUAAAGAGCCCAAGUCUUCAAGUUCUUCUUCUGGCAGCAGCGGUGGAAGUAGUAAAUCCAGCUCAGAGAAAGGCAAGAAAGAAGGCGAGAAGAGGUCAUCGGAGAAGGCCAGGGUUGACGUGAGCGAAGUGGACCCCCCCAAAAAGCCUCGUUUAGAGAAACAAGAGAACCGCUCCUCUCCAAUCACAUUUCAGACGAGCAAAGACCUCCUACCAAACAUAAACGACUACGACGAGACAAACGCUGACGACUUUGCCAUGGAAAUGGGUCUGGCCUGCGUGGUUUGCAGACAAAUGACGGUGACCAUGGGAAACCAGUUGGUGGAGUGCCAAGAGUGUCAUAAUCUCUACCACCAGGACUGCCACAAACCUCAAGUGACUGAUAAGGAAGUGAAUGACCCACGGCUUGUGUGGUAUUGUGCCCGUUGCACCAGGCAAAUGAAACGGAUGGCUCAGAAGCCUCCUCAGAAACCAUCCCCUGCAUCUGCAUCUUCAGCACCGGUUGUUAAAGACCCGCUGGUGAAAAAGACAGAGCUGAAGGCUAAAACCGAUACAACCAGCACCUUCCAGGCCUUCAAGAGGACAGAAGUGAAGGUGUGUCCACCUGCCACUUUAGCCAACCCCACCAACAGCGGCGCCUCGUCCUCGGGCAGCGGCCUCACAGGCUGGGCCGCGUUUGGAGCCAAAACCAACCCAUCCCUUCCUGCUACCUCCAAACUGGCUUCCUCAGGCCCGAGUGGGAGCAGCAAGAGCAUGGCAGCUCCCGCUCAGAAACCUGCCGGGCUGCCAGGGCUCACUGGAGCCAAGUCAGGACUCGGUAGUGCAAAAGCUGCUGGGAACAACAACGGAAAUGGCUCCAGUCAGGUAACUCUGAAACCUCCUCCACCUUUGACCCUGGGUAAGCAGUCGCUCAACCGUUCAUCGAGCGGCGACAACCAGGGGAAAGGCUCUGUGUCAACUGGCGCCGGUUCUCCGGGUAGCUCCCAGACCGGAGGGAACGGAGGAAGCAACGGAGGGGGCAAUGGGAACAACGGGAAUGGGUCAAAGGCUGCGCCGGCGGACAAAGCACCGACUUCUCAAGAGUCCCAGCUGAACGCCAUGAAACGUUUGCAGCUGGUCAAGAAGAAAGCUGCACAGAAGAAACUUAAGAAAUGACCAAAUAAGGAGGAGGAAGUGAGCAUACGUAAGAGGAAUCGGUGCCAGAAGGCGUCUUCACAUGGAGCAGCAUCAUCCAGUCCAAUACUUGAACAUUUGUUUUCUUUGUGUAAAGGCUGCUGGACUCUGUGCCUCUUUUCUCCGUACAAGCUUUACCAGUGGAAGAAGUGUCACUUUUAUCAAUCCUGUCAUGAAAUAUUCUCUUCUUACACAGAAACCAGCAUGUGAGUCGAUACAUCCCAAAAGAACAGUCACAUCACAAAAGUUGAGUUUAUUGAUGAUGUAACCGAUAGACAUUUGUCAGGAUAAAUACAGAAUAAACGUAUGUUUUUAUAGAAAACUUUUAUAUAAA
Molecule: messenger RNA, 1821 nt
Organism: Nothobranchius furzeri (turquoise killifish)
Lineage: Eukaryota; Metazoa; Chordata; Actinopteri; Cyprinodontiformes; Nothobranchiidae
Gene: ints12
Product: integrator complex subunit 12
Biological process (GO): snRNA 3'-end processing
Cellular component (GO): integrator complex
Source: RefSeq, a predicted model, not a curated record